This is a messenger RNA of Cynocephalus volans (Philippine flying lemur), 1525 nucleotides long. It is a transcript of the gene SFRP2, whose product is annotated as secreted frizzled related protein 2. Gene Ontology annotation, molecular function: Wnt-protein binding. The coding region runs from base 45 to 932 and encodes 295 amino acids. Lineage: Eukaryota; Metazoa; Chordata; Mammalia; Dermoptera; Cynocephalidae. The transcript has 3 exons. Gene Ontology annotation, biological process: non-canonical Wnt signaling pathway; canonical Wnt signaling pathway. The record is from RefSeq and is a predicted model, not a curated record.
CCCCGGCUCGGCUGCCUCCGCCCCCCGGGGGUCGCGCGCCCACGAUGCCGCAGGGCCCCAGCUCUCUGCUGCUGCUCGUCCUCGCCUUGCACUGCUGCCUGGGCUGUGCGCGCGGGCUCUUCCUCUUCGGCCAGCCCGACUUCUCCUACAAGCGCAGCAAUUGUAAGCCCAUCCCCGCCAACCUGCAGUUGUGUCACGGCAUCGAGUACCAAAACAUGCGGCUGCCCAACCUGCUGGGCCACGAGACCAUGAAGGAGGUGCUGGAGCAGGCGGGCGCCUGGAUCCCGCUGGUCAUGAAGCAGUGCCACCCGGACACCAAGAAGUUCCUGUGCUCGCUCUUCGCUCCCGUCUGCCUCGACGACCUAGACGAGACCAUCCAGCCGUGCCACUCGCUCUGCGUGCAGGUGAAGGACCGCUGCGCUCCGGUCAUGUCCGCCUUCGGCUUCCCCUGGCCCGACAUGCUCGAGUGCGACCGUUUCCCCCAGGACAACGAUCUCUGCAUCCCCCUCGCUAGCAGCGACCACCUCCUGCCGGCCACCGAGGAAGCUCCAAAGGUAUGUGAAGCCUGCAAAAAUAAAAACGAUGAUGACAACGACAUAAUGGAAACUCUUUGUAAAAAUGAUUUUGCGCUGAAAAUAAAAGUGAAGGAGAUAACCUACAUCAACAGAGAUACCAAAAUCAUCCUGGAAACCAAGAGCAAGACCAUUUACAAGCUGAAUGGUGUGUCUGAGAGGGACCUGAAGAAAUCAGUGCUGUGGCUCAAAGACAGCUUACAGUGCACCUGCGAAGAGAUGAACGACAUCAAUGCGCCCUAUCUGGUCAUGGGACAGAAACAGGGCGGGGAGCUGGUGAUCACCUCGGUGAAGCGGUGGCAGAAGGGGCAGAGAGAGUUCAAGCGUAUCUCCCGCAGCAUCCGCAAGCUGCAGUGCUAGUUCCCGACAGACCAGCUCCUGAGCUUAGCUGGCCAUUUCUGCUCCAGGACCUCAGCGCCCGUUUCCCAAGCACAGUCCUGGCUGCUCCAGCCUCAGCCUGGAGCAGCUUCCCCUGCCUUUUGCACGUUCGCAUCCCCAGCAUCUCCUGAGUUGUAAGGCCCUAGGAGGCCUCAGGAAUGGAUAGCUGUUUUCACAUAAAGGAAAAACCCACCCAAUCUUGUAGAAAUAUUCAAACUAAUAAAAUCACGAAUAUUUUUAUGAAGUUUUAAAAUAGCUCACUUUAAAGCUAGUUUUGAAUAGGUGUGACUGUGACAUGGGUCUGGGUUUUGUUGUUGCUGUUGUUGUUUUCUGUUUGGUUUGAGUCAGCUGAUUUUCACUUUCCACUGAGGUUAUCAUAACAUGCAAAUUGCUUCAUUUUUCUCUGUGGUCUAAGCUCAUGGGUCACAAACCCUGUUGAGAUAAAGCUGGCUGUUAUCUCAACAUCUUCCUCAGCUCCAAACAGACUCUGUCUAAGCCUUAUAACAAUACGUUUGUCACCCUCGUUGUAAACUUAAACUGUUGCAUGUAUCACGUUCCAUCUAUGAAAAGCACAU